Molecule: messenger RNA, 811 nt
Organism: Nymphaea colorata (pocket water lily)
Lineage: Eukaryota; Viridiplantae; Streptophyta; Magnoliopsida; Nymphaeales; Nymphaeaceae
Product: kiwellin-like
Exons: 1
Coding region: 29-676 (215 amino acids)
Source: RefSeq, a predicted model, not a curated record
GAAAAACUAACGGCAGUUACCUGGCCCCAUGGCAGCAGCAGCAUCUUUCCUAAACCCCCUUCUUGCUCUUCUUUCCCUUCUCCUGAUCUGCCUCUCCCCAUCAACCCUCGCUAGCUCCUCCUGCAAUGGCCCUUGCAACAACAACGACGAGUGUGAAGGGCAGCUUAUCUGCACCAGCGGGCGAUGCACCGACGAUCCGGACGUCGGCACACACAUCUGCAGCGCGUCGAGUCCGGCCGAUAGCUGCCGUCCCUCUGACAUGUUGCAGUGUAACUCGGGGAGCUUCCCCAUUUAUACAUGUUCCCCUCCGGUUUCUUCCUCCACCGAUGCAAUCCUUACCCUCAACAACUUCACGAAGGGUGGCGACGGAGGCGGGCCCUCCGAGUGCGACAACUACUACCACGACAACACGGAGCUUGUGGUGGCGCUGUCCACCGGCUGGUACGACGGCGGCAGCCGAUGCCGGAAAAUGAUUCGCAUCACGAGUACGAACAAUGGCAGGAGCACGACGGCGAGGGUGGUGGACGAGUGCGACUCAACGAAGGGGUGCGAUGAAGAGCACGCUUGGCAGGAACCCUGCGACAACAACAUCGUUGAUGGCUCCCAGGCCGUGUGGGAUGCGCUUGGGCUCGACACUAAGGCUGGAAGAGAGCCCGUAACAUGGUCCAUGGCCUAAGUUCGUCCCUUUUCUUGUGGCAUACCCACUUAAUUAUCAAAGGCUCUUGGCAUAAAAGUGGGCCGAACGAAUAAGCUGGUCGAGGCCUAAGCAGUGACUUGAACUGACGAUAACUAAAUAAAGUUAUAAAACUGU